GCCAGCCUAAUAGACGUAACUGGUAACUGCUACUAGGAGCACGAGUUAUUCAGGUUUAGUGGUCGGAACGUUUCUAUCGUGCAAGUAGCAAUGCCCGUAGACGUAAGUAAAUGGACAGGUCCUCUCCAGCUCACUGAAGUGGAUAAACAACCUGCUCAUCCCCUUGUAGUAAAAUAUGCUGGCGUGGAAAUUGAUGAGCUGGGUAAAGUCCUCACUCCUACACAGGUAAAGGAUCGUCCCAUCAGUAUCAGCUGGGAAGGAUGCUCUUCAGACAAGCUGUACACCAUCUGUAUGACUGAUCCUGAUGCCCCAAGCAGGAAGAAUCCCAAGUUCAGAGAGUGGCAUCAUUUUCUCGUGGCUAAUGUGAAAGGCAAUGACAUUAGCACUGGAUGUGUUAUGUCCGACUAUGUUGGUUCUGGGCCUCCCCAGGGAUCAGGUCUCCACCGUUACGUAUGGCUAGUUUAUGAGCAGCCUGGUGAAAUAAAAUGCGAUGAACGGGUUCUUUCUAACCGUUCUGGUGAUCAUCGAGGCAAAUUUAGUGUGGCAAACUUUGCCAAGAAGUAUGGACUAGGAGCUCCAGUAGCUGGCACGUGCUACCAAGCAGAGUGGGAUGAUUAUGUGCCCAAGCUUUAUGAACAGUUGUCUGGAUAGUGUAAAAUGUAGUGGAGUAGCUUUAAUGUAUAUCCUGUCCAUUCUGUAACCUUAAACUAAUGGCGUACAUAGUUAAUGCAGAUUAAAAGAACAUUGUAAUUGUCAUGUCGCAAAAAAAUGCAUAUGGGGAAUACUACUCUUCUCCACUUCCUUUCCCCAAGUUGUAUGCAGAAUGUCAGAGAAGCAGUCUUGUAUUAAAUUUUGUAUUUCCAAAAAACUUAUUUUGCUAGACUUACUGCAGAAUUAACCUAAGAUUGCAUUUCCUCAAUUUCUCUCAUGUCUUUACAUGAGAUGUAAAAGUGCUUUUUAUUGGGUGGUAGUUUAGCAAACUUUCCACAGCUGUUCAUUAAAUUUUCAAAUGUUUUGCGAUCUGUAUUUUUUUUUAUUUUUAAGUUGAAUGUUAAUGUGAUGUGGGAUUGCUUAUUAACUUGCUCCAUUACAGAUUAGUGUAAUCUGUAGAAUAGCAGAUGGUAUCCCUUGUUUACCAAAGGAAUAAAGUAACUGCUGGUUGUAUAAACGGA
Protopterus annectens (West African lungfish) is the source of this 1172-nucleotide messenger RNA. RefSeq names its product phosphatidylethanolamine binding protein 1 (gene PEBP1). The transcript is spliced from 4 exons. Lineage: Eukaryota; Metazoa; Chordata; Ceratodontiformes; Protopteridae. Gene Ontology annotation, biological process: negative regulation of MAPK cascade. The record is from RefSeq and is a predicted model, not a curated record. Bases 91 to 651 code for a protein of 186 amino acids.